Melitaea cinxia (Glanville fritillary) is the source of this 2996-nucleotide messenger RNA. Its product is annotated as oxysterol-binding protein-related protein 6-like. Lineage: Eukaryota; Metazoa; Arthropoda; Insecta; Lepidoptera; Nymphalidae. The coding region runs from base 1 to 2817 and encodes 938 amino acids. The record is from RefSeq and is a predicted model, not a curated record. Gene Ontology annotation, cellular component: plasma membrane; intracellular membrane-bounded organelle; perinuclear endoplasmic reticulum. The transcript is spliced from 24 exons. Gene Ontology annotation, molecular function: cholesterol binding.
AUGGCCUCCGUUCUGGUAAAUGGCUUCCGUGAAAGACGGCGUGGCGCGGCCGGUCGGGCUGCGGCUUUACGUAGGGCGCCGUCGGACUCCGACUGUUCGGGUGAGACGGCGUCUCUAUCAGCGGACUCCGGGGAUCGCUCUGUAAGGCCCGCGCCUCCACCGCCUAGAAGUGGGAAGACUAGGAGUCGUCGCCGGGGCAGUGAAUGGGAAGUGCUCGAAGGAUUAAAAGACGGACAGCGCUUCGAUAAACGCCCCGAAGUUUUCAACGGUUACCUGCACAAGAAGCGGAAAUGGCCGCUAAAGGGAUGGCAUAAGCGUUUCUUCGUGGUAGACGGUGGUAUAUUGGUUUACGCGCGGUCACCCACAGAUGUGGCGAGAGGUCGCUUGCAUGGGUCUGUGGACGUGGGUCUGUCAGUCAUAUCUGCUAAAGCUCGGAGACGCAGGAUAGACAUAGACGCCGACGAGUUCAUAUACCAUCUGAGGGCGAAAACACCAGAUGUCUUUCGAACUUGGUUAAAUAUUUUAAAGACACACCGAUUGUACAGACAACACUUGCUAACAUUCGGUGCCCGUGAGUCAGUCCCCAAGAUCCACGCGCCUAACGAUGAAGCUCUACCCACUGAUACGUCUUCUCGGCUGGUUAGCCCCACUUCGCCCCCUAUCCGCGGCCCGCAAGCUGGCUUCGUGUCUGGCACCCCUGGAGGACGGCUUUCUGGCUGGAUCAUUGAGUCCGGUGGUCCGCUAGACAACGUGUCCAGAGAACUCGGCCAGGCGCAGCUAUCGGUACAGCAAUUGCAGCGUUUGCUUGAAGCGCUGGAAUUGCAGCAACAAGCUCACCACGACACCGAUGUGUCGUUAGAAGGUGCGUCUCCAAAUGUCAAAAAGGAUCGUCGCAAGUUCGGUCUUCGUAAGAAGAAAUCAAACAGUAAAUGUGCUUCCGUAGAACUGGCUCCUCCGCACAUCGACCCAUCUAACUCACAUAUGGCCCUAUCAGCUCUGACGGCGCCACCGUCUCCUGGGGGCGGGGCUUCAUCAAUCCCCGCCUCCGCUGCUUCGUUACCCAUCGUGUUUCUAUCCACAUUUCUGGCCUCUACCUUAGUUCCGUGUGCAGCGGCUCGCCCUCAGUCGCUACCGGGUGCUGAAGUGCUACACGCGCCCACAAGCCUCAGCAGUCUGACUCCCGAUCAACAGAUCAGAGAGGACUUCACAGUACUGGCCAAGGACUUGGUCGCCAGUCUCAAUGGCGUUCUGACUACUUUGUACCGCGAGCGCGGGCGCCUGGCCGCGGGCGCCGGCGAGGGCGCGCCCGCGCUGAGCGCGCUGCGGAGCGACCUCAGCACGGCGCUGCAGCAGAACUCGGAGCUGCGCGCGCGCCUGUCGCGCAUCCACGACGCGUCCGACCUCGCCGAGAUCUCGUGCGUGGGCCGCGACUCCGACAACCGGCAGUUCCAGCCGUCGCUGAGCUACAGCUCGUCGUGCGUGUCGGCCUCCGAGUUCUUCGACGCGGAGGAGCACGAUGACCGCCCCGCGCUACUGGACGACGAGGCGGGUGUGAUAGAGCUGGACGGAGAUUCGUCGUCAGAAGCCGGUUCCUUAAGUAGCGAAGAAGGUUCCGCGAGUUCCGAUAAUUCUGAUGCUGCUACAGAACCGGUAAUAAAUUCGGGCGGUGUUGGAGACGGUCCUGUGACUGGUUGGACGCGACGCACGCGUCUGCCGAGCCCUAGGCCUUCGCCAGGGGGACCCAGCCUGUGGAACCUACUGUACAAGAAUAUCGGCAAGGACCUGAGUCAGAUCUCCAUGCCUGUUACCAUCAAUGAACCUCUUAAUAUGCUGCAACGGCUGUGCGAGGAGCUGGAGUACAGCGAGCUGCUGGAGGCGGCGGCGGGCUGCGCGGCGGCGGCGGAGCGCUGCGCGCUGGUGGCCGCCUUCGCCGUCAGCGCCUACGCCGCCGCCGCGCACCGCGCCGCCUCCAAGCCCUUCAACCCGCUGCUGGCCGAGACCUACGAGUGCGUGCGCGCCGACCGCGGCUUCCGCUUCGUGGCCGAGCAGGUCUCCCAUCACCCCCCGAUCUCGGUGUGUCACGCAGAAUCCCCUCGAUGGGUAUUCUGGCAGGAGGCGCGGAUCAAGACAAAGUUCUGGGGGAAAUCCAUGGAAUUCCAGCCCGCCGGAAGAGUCCAUGUUAAACUACUCACCACUGGCGACCAUUAUAGUUGGAACAAGGUGACGACAUGCGUUCACAACCUGUUCGGCGGCCAGCGCUGGGUUGACCAGUACGGAGACAUGCACAUUACUUGCCACGGGACCAACAUCUCUUGCAAACUCAACUUUAUUAAGGCCAGCUCGUGGUCCAACAGCCGGCACGAGGUCCGCGGCGCGGUCACGGACGCCGGCUCGGGCGCGCGGCUGCGGCUGGCGGGCCGCUGGUCCGAGGCCAUGUACGCCGGGGACUCCCCGGCCGCCAGGUGCUUGUGGAGGCCCGGCGCCAUGCCGCCGGAGCACGAGCUGUACUACGGGUUCACGCGCUUCGCCAUCGAGCUCAACGAGCUGGAGCCCGGCCUGCGCGAGCUGCUGCCGCACACCGACACGCGCUUCCGGCCGGACCAGCGCGCCCUGGAGGAGGGCGACGUGGAGGCGGCGGAGCGGUUCAAGCACCAGCUGGAGCAGGCGCAGCGCGAGCGGCGCCGCGACGAGCUCGAGCACCGCCCCGCCUGGUUCCGCAAGGCGGCGGACGAGGAGGAGGCGUGGGUGUUCGGCGGCGAGUACUGGCGCGCGCGCGAGCGGGGCUUCCCCGGGCUGGCCGCGCCGCGCCUCUGGUGACCGCGCCCGCGUAUACCGCAGUGCGAGGUGCUGUGUUAGGUUGUGCUUCGCUUAGCAACGCUUUACGACAUCGCCCUUUAUCACGCUAUUUGAAAUUAUACCGAGAGUGAACGCUAGAGUGUUCCGGGUGUACGUUUGUUAUAUUUUAUUUUGUUAUUUAAUAUAUUUGUGUUUUGUUA